GAGGAAGAGACACGGAGCCGCGUUCAGUCAUAUUUACUCAUCUACUCUCUAUUUGGACAGUUGAGUUGAGUUUGACGCCGUUUGUACAUGAGAUUUUGAUCUGCGGCUGGAAAGGUUGACUCCGUGGACGAGAUGUUGGAGAAGGUCGCCUCGCAAAAAUGAACACAGGUGGGAUAACUUGUUCAAAAAUAAUGAGGGGAAGUGAAAACAGAUGAUUUCUUCUCUGUGAAAAGUGGACCAAGAGGGAAUUUUAAGGAAUGAAAACUGAUGAGGAGUUUUUGUUUUACAUUGUUAUUUCUGAUGUUUUCUUACAUUCCGAUGAACGAGGAGCCGGUGGGGGAUAUACAGGUUGUAUGGCAGAGCAAAGUGAGCUUCAGUCUGUUUCCAGUUUUGUUUUAGUCUAUGUGUUUAACUUUAAAGCGGUAAAAUCGUGAUAAAUUUAAGAAAUCUGUUGGUUUUCAUUGACGAAUCCUUAGACAGUUUUGCAGUCCUACUUCCAAGUCUACAGCCCAUUUAUUUUCCAACAAUAUUAAAUGUUUAUGCAAUAGGAGAAUAUCUUACAGUUUCAGGAUACAUAAACUAUACCAUUAUGUUAAUAUCUAAAUUUCAUUGUUGUGUUUUGGGGAAGGUAGAAGCUCAAUCUUACACAGGUAGCUACUUCUAUGGAAAUAAUUGAUAUGUAGUUACUCAUGUGUUAUCUAUGAUAUAGAUAUACAGUAUUGAUGGCGUGUGUUUUUUUAAUUCUUAUUUUUUGUAUCUGAAUUUAAAGUAUGAUUCACGGGGCAUUAAAUCCAGAUUAAAAGGAGUUUCUCUCAUUUCAAUAGCAGGAAGUGAGUCAGGGAAAUCCCUUAAAUUUUUUCUAUGCUUUCUCAAAGGAUGUAAAAUGGAUCGCUCAUACAAGGUCACUUGUUAAGUCCUUGUGAAUCUGCUUUUUUUAGUUUAGUUAGCUCUCAAAAAGAUGACAUUUGAUAGGUUUGACAGAGUAUUUCUUUAUGGUUUACUUUUAAGGAAUAAAAUGAUCAAACUGCAACCGCACGCCAGUAUCUAGAAACUUUUAGCAGCUUUAGGUCACAGGGACACAAUACAAUUGACCUGUAAGCUAUUUUAAAGCACAUAAUCUUACAGUUUCCUUUUCCUGUUUUUCUUUCAGACUGCACCAAGCCUUCUGUUGCCCCAAAGCCAAGGUUUGUUUGUCACAGCAGCCUGAAGUGGCCCUCCCCUCUCAUGUCUGCAGCGAGGGGUCCAAAACCCUCCAUAGCCCCAAAACCCAGAGUCACACCGGAGCUUAACGGCAACCAGGGGAAAUGUGUCAACGGCAGCUUUCUAACCACAGAUGAUGAAGCUGGUGAAGAGCAUGAGGCAGAAAACGGUUCAAACAAUGCUGGUACAAACAGUUCCUACAUCCUGCAAGAAGAAUUAGAGAAUGGUUCAUUUGAGGUAGAGAGCAGGACGACAACAAAGAUGAAGAAGGACGAGGAAGAUGACGUGCUCCAGGGGAUGGACGAGGACUGGAGGUUGACUGACAGUGCUGUCACAGAGGAGGUGGACUCCUUAGAAACCCUUUGGGUCAGUGAUGUUGGACUCCCAGUUAACUCUGAGGACAUGGUGGAGAUAGAGGACGCAGACAUGACAGAGAACAUGGACGCAGAAGGUCUGGACGCAGGUGAAGCUCUGGCUGAUAGAGAUGGUGUUUCGAUGGGAGACAUUUCUAUUAAUAGUGUUGAUGAGGAGGCAGGAUACUAUCCCACUGUAGAUCCACGUGUGAAAGAGAGGCAGGAAAAGGUUCAAAGUAAAGACGAUGGAACAAGUGACUGUACAGCAGAUGAUGUGACCGAGUCCCUCACGGAUGAACCUGAUCUAUUUAUGAAUGGUGCUGAUACCAACAUUUAUUCAACAGAGGGAGAGGAGAAAGAAGAUGAACCAGCUGCUGAUUGUAGUUUCACGUGUAAAAUCCUGAAGUUUGGUUGUGGCCAUAAAAUGAAGCAAAAGAGCAACUAUGAACAAGUCUAUGAUACAACCAAGAGUAAUUUUUCCGUCCAGGGGGAUCCACCUCAUGAGGAUUUAACCAACAGAGAGCUCAUACCCAGGCUCAGCACCGCUCUUGAACCAUCAGAGAGGCAACAUCUAUCUGGUGGCAGCCGUGGAGUGUUGGCUGACAAUUGUGAGGAAAGAGUAGAAAAUGGACAAAUGCAGUUUCUGUCAUCUGAGGACUAUGUUAAGCUUGGUAUAAAUGGGUCCAGCGACCACCCAAUAGAUGAAAACAUGGCAACAACAUGUCAGAGGGGGAUGACUUUUGAAAGUAGAGAACCAAAAGCUCAGACAGCUGAAGAGUUGCUGAAUCAUUUGGACUUUCAGCCAAGGUUCAGGCUGGUCUCCAUCUCAGUGCCAGCAAAUGCUGAAAGCUCCCUGACAUCUUCCCUCUCAGAGAGCCAGCUGCUUUCUCUGGAUGAUUCUGAUGUUUUUGGGGAUGAGAAAGACCUGGAUGGUCAUAUAGUGCCGUUUCUGGAUGACACCACCGAUACAGAGCAGGACAUCAGUGAUGAUCACGUCUAUGAGGAGCCAGGGCAAAGCUCAGAUGGUGAAUUUGUUUUUCCCUUUGAUAGGAGGAAAACAGAGUUGCGCUCCAGCUCACUGUCACACCACAGUAAUAAUAAUGUGACCAAGCCUUACAUAACUGGAUUUGGACAACCAGCAAUGAGCAGCAGCCCCAUGUUGAGCUCAGUUCUGCACAAGACCCACAACAAACCUCAUUAUUUGUCACUCUACCCACGCUCCCUCUCAGUGGAGGGUCCUAACCCGUCUUUGGGUGUCUACACUUACAGGGAAGGAUCCCCAAGACAAGGUGGAGCUAUUUAUUCAUCUGGAAGCUUUUCUCGGUGCUCACCUUUGUCCUCCAGUGGUCUGUCCACUCCGACAUCUUUGGCAGACAUCCCUCCUCCAUUUGAGCUGGCCUAUAUCACUAAGAAGCCCAUCACAAAGAGUUCCCCCUCACUUUUUAUCGAAGGAGACUCAUCUGAGAAAAAUAGGAAAAAGAAAUCUUCCAUUAAGCGCUUCCUGAUGCUGAAAUUUAGGCGGAAAACUGAGAGCAAACCUGUGGUUGAUGUCAGUCCAUCCUCUUUUAAGCCCUCAGUGGAGUCCAGCCACCACACUCAGAGCCGACUGCUGGAUCCUGAAAGACAUGCCACAAGAAGUUCUCCACAGCCGAACUCUCGCUUUACUCACAAAUCUCACUUUUCUUCAGAGCCAGCUUCCACCUUCUUGUUCUACCAUGACAACAAAAGAAAAGGGAGCUCCGUGGCCUUCUUGAAUCGCAGUGUUGUCCGGGUUGAGUCCUUUGAGGACCGCUCGCGUGUGCCUUCAACAUCUCUUCCCCUGACCAAGCCUCGCUCCAUCUCCUUCCCCAACACAACAGAUACCUCAGACUAUGAGAAUGUUCCUGCCAUCAGCUCGGAUUAUGAGAACCUGCAAGUGCCACAGCGGAGGCCUGUCCGACAGACAGCCUUUACAGACUUCUUUGACCGUCCCGGUCGGGUGCUGUCUGCUGCCAAUGAGACUGAUGGAUAUGUGGACAUGAGCAGCCUCCCUGGGUUUAAGAAUAAAACUCAGUUAUCUGAAGAGGAAGCAGAAAGGUAUGUGAGAAGACUAAGAGUCUACAGCCAUGCUAGCAUCUCUGUGAGGUCAAAUUUGGAAUAAUUCUUACAUGUUGAUGUUGUGCGGUCUUGAAGUUUAUUGUAGUUUGAUAUGUCAGGUACUGUGUUUAUUUAAUUCCUCUCAACACAAGGUAAAUCGCAGACUGAUGGAGAAGUUGUGGAGGAGAAAAAGUGAUGGUAUCUUCAAAGUCUUGUCCUGUAUUUCCAGGACAAGACUUUGAAGGGAUGAACAUCUGGUUGUCAACUCUAACUCCAUCAACAGUACAUAUAGGGUCCCAGCCAUAGCACUAGCCACCAAACAUCAUUUUAACUUUGCUUGAUUUCUUUAGCAAAGAGACUUAACACAACUCACCCACUCUCUUCCAGCAGCUUCUUUUUUUUUGUAGGGAGAGCUCAGACGAGUCCAUCCCGGAGUGCAGUUAGGUGCUGUUCUGAGCAUUAUUUGUGGCUAUAGAGUGGCUUUUUGUUUGAGGUGUGCGCAUGGAUCCGUAGACCUCUGUGUAUUGCUAUCCUGCGGUCGUUACUAAAGUUGGUAUAACUAGAAAAGGUCGGCAACAUUCAUCUCUCGACAGGGUGUCUGACUCUGUGUUACGAUGUGUUUGACCCUAACUUAAUUUUACGCUGGAAUAUCCCUUCAACGUGAGAGAGAAAAUUUUACAACCUGCUGAUCUGGACUUUUAACAGUCUUACCCUGCAAGGCCCCUCAUACAAAGUCCUGCUAAUAACAAAUAAGCUGAUGCGUGAACAACACAGUGGGUAAUUUUCUGGACCAUUCACAGUGACAGUGGGCAUGUUGAGGGCUCUACAUUUGGUCCACUGAGUUUAUGUUCUUUAAUACUCACCUCAACACACAAUAAGUUUACAUGCACAGUAAAGUCAAACUCAAAUAAGCAAUUUAACUGGACAAACCGCCCUUAAAGACCCACUCUGAUGAAAUUCAUGUUUUUCUUGUUUUUUAUAUGUUCAUAUGGCAUUUUUCUGGUGCCACAGGACAUAUCAUGAGAAAACUAAAUGCUAAUCGCUGUGUAUCUCUGGCAGACCCAAACGGCAGGUUCAGAAACAGUGAGAUUUCAUACGUAACCAAUCCAAACUCCGCCCCCGGAGCCCCGCUAUGCAGGCCACACUCUGCAUAUAGAAGAGAAAUACAGAGGACAAUCACGGAACAAGCAUAUGUGUAUGACAGAGAACAUGGACAUAUGCGUAGCGGAUUGCAAUGCUCGUAAGAAAGCUAAUUAUGAUAUUAGCUUUCAUCGUGUCCCUGAAGACAUUGGUGUCCGAGAGCUGAAUACUCCCUAUGUUACCUGCCACUUCUACUGCACAGGCAAUGUUAGGCUGCAAGCUAAAGUGAAGACCAGUGUGCAGAGCAGCGCUGUCUCCGCCCACGACUCAGAGGCGAAUUGCCAAUGAUCUACUGGAGCUCUGCAGAAGAAAGUCCUUCGUAAUCACAAUUUAAAGACCACUGAGGACACUUUAAGUAGUUAAAAAAAACCAUUGGAGUGGGACUUCAAGAAAGAAUUGGGUUAUCAUCAAGAGUCUUCAGCCUCUGCCAUGGUUCUCGGUAAAUGUUAGAAAGGGUUCAAAGUCUCUUUUUAAAUCAGUCAGUUAAGUCAGUAGAAUAUAUCCUCUGUACGAAUGUCUAUAGUAAUUUAACUUAAACUCCACUCAGUAACUUAAGUGUGAACCAGACUAAUGGACUGCCCACUCGCCCUGCCAUAACAAUGUAGCUUGCUUCUGUACGCUUCCAGUGUGUGUUUGUAUCAUAGGCUGGUUUGUAUAGAUUGAUGCUACCGGACAUAACAUUGGUGAUCUUUGCCAUUUUUGACACUAGACACAAGUCUUUUUUAUGAUUGCUGAGACACUGUGAGAGUUUAAUAAUGCCACCAGGGAGGAGAAUUUAUAACUAUUUAUUAUGUUGAGUCCCUUGGUGCUGCCUUCAGAGCAGAUAUGGUCGCCUCUAGCUGUGAGAUGCUUCUGCAGUCGGUGCUUGUGUGUUGUUGAGGCAUGUUGGGUGGUAGAGAAGGAAGCACUGGAGAUGAUGGUGGUGAUAAGGGUUGUCUUUUCAGUUCUAAGAGGACACAGACUGGCUUCAUUCAUUAGUCAUUCCAGCCUCCUGUGUUGACGCUGAAGAUGGACUCCUAGCCUUCCUGCUGUGGUGUUAUUUGUUGGUAUGAUCAGCCAUACUCUGCAAACAUUAACCCAUCCCCCCCUUACAUUCCUGCUGGCUGUGCCCAUAUCAUACAGACUGCUCCGGAUGAUUAAUAGUCAGAGCAUUGUGGAGUCAUUGCUCUUCUCUAAGCAGACCAGAACAACAGGCAAAGAUACAAUCUCAGUAUGUUCUGUAGUCAGCAGUUGUUCACUGCAGUGCUCCCCUCUCAUCUCCAUGGUCAUCUUGUUUGUGAAAAAAAAAGUACCACAAAGACUGUAAAAGUGAAAUUUUCAGUGAUUUGGAGGUCCAUUUUUUGCGUAUAGAAAUAUAUUUCCAUAGGCACUUAAACUGAUUUAUUACGUUUGUGAAUAUUUACUUCUAUUUCAUGCAUACGGCUCAAAAUCCAUAUCAUACAUAAUCUAUCAUUUUUGAUAAGGUUGAUUAUGCGCCAAAACAGUGAUACAAUGAAGAACUGAAACAUUGCGGUGGCCUUUAAAUCUUAUUUUCCUGAUCGAAGUCAGCAUAUUUAUAUGUGAAAGAGCAAAAAUAUAGCACAUGAACCUUGUUUUAGCUAAGCUGCUGUCAGUCUAAAUUAAACUUUUUACACCUCUGCUACAAAAAAGAAAGUUGUAUGAUUUCUAUACUUCACACAUUUAUCUUUUUGUGAAUACAGGAAUGUCUAUAAUCACAGCUGAGCAAUAUCCACUUGGACAACCAAGCCACUGGUAGAGGUUGUAAGUUUUACGGCAGCCUGAAGGGACAAUAUUAGCAGAUCAUAGUUUGGAGAUUGUUGGCGCCCUUACCCGAUCACUGCCAUGAUCCUGAGGCGAAAAGAAAAUGACUAUUUCUUAUCUCCUUCUGUAAUUCAUCUCCGUGGAUUUCCCCUCUAGCCCUCACACAAGGAGAAGUGACAGAGGCAGUUUGUGUCAAAGUGAUAUAAACGCCUAAUAUAGUUCUGCAUGUGUACUGUGUGGUUCUAGCACCCCCUGAUAUCUCAUCCAAAGUUUGAUCCCUUCAGCAGUAAUGGACUGUGCAGCUCUAAUGUGUGCAGUGCAGAGACCUGAACUGCUCGCAUAUGUUGUUCAUACGCAGCUAAUUUGCAUCUCAGUGGGACUAAAUCCACUGGUGCUUGGAGUGAAUCAUGGCAGGAUCAUUGGCAAGAAGUUUGGUCACAUAGACUGCAGCGCUACUGUAAGUUAAGGAUGUGUUUUUAUUUGCAUAGUUUACACCUCCUACUGAGCUGCAGUCAUUAGCAUAUUCAUUUGGGCUCCCUGCAGAAGAGAAUUGUAGCAUAAAAUACCGACAUGCAUCCCUAGUUGGGCACAGUUGUCACUGCAGGCCUUUGAGGAUAGGUUUAGUGGUUUCUCUAGAUCUGCUGCGUUUUAUCUAUUCGCUUUGGCUUCCGAUGCUGAAUAUGUUUAUUGUGGCGGUAAUUCAAUGUAGAUGAUCAAAAAGGACUGUAAAAAUGGCUUGGUUGGCUAAAUGAAAUUCGUUUGAUUCAUUUCUUCAUGAAUAAAAGCUCGAAGACAGAAAAAUGUGUGGAGAAAAAAACUCAGCCUUUGUUAAAAAAAAAAAGAAAUGCAACCGUCUAGAUAAGACCACGACCAAGACCUGUUGAAAUAAUAAAUGCAUUUCUGUUAAAUGGCUCCUCAUAUCCAAAAAAAAAAAGGAAAUUGACACCUUUGUUGGUCUUAAAGUUGCAAUUAGAUAACAGAAUCCCAAAAUGUUGCUGAAGCUAAGACCCUCAGCUACUGUAUUUUUCUCAGUUUAGAGUACAGACUGAAAAAGGGAAAUGCAAAAGAAUUCAAGACUUCACUGUUUCUGAAAUGUAUACACACUUAAUUUAUACUUGCGUUUACUCUUUCUGUCUCCCCAGUGCCUACACAGAAGCCUACAAUGUGUGCCCUGUGGCUCUCCCUCCACAAACUGUAUCAAUGGGUGAUGUUCAUGAAGAGACGGCAGGUGAGGAAGACCAGGGUCGCACCUCUGAGGAGGAAGAAGCAGGUGCAGACAGCAAUUACGACAGACAGGUUAGUUCUGACAAACCCCCUCUUUUAAAAAUAUUUUUCGUAAAAAUAAUAAUAAUAAUGAUAAUUCACAAUUAUGUUUCUCAGGGUAGAUGCUGAAUUUACCAAAUGCUAAGCAGAAAAAAACACUAUAUUCCAUGAACCAAACUGAACAAAAUAAAAUUAAUUGUUUUUCACCUUUGGCAACAGCACACAUUGCCCUCACAAGUCAGACUUUUAAUGGGGGUUAAUGGAGGAUAUGCUUUUGAAUGCUUUAGCCCUUUUUCACCCAAGGUUUAUAACAAGUAAAUAACACGACUGUUUACAGCCUGAUGGACGAUCCAGAGCCUUUUACAUUGCAAAGGAGCUGGUGGAUACAGAGAGAUUGUGAGUUACAUGAAUACUGAUUUUGCUCUUAAAACAGCAUUUGGUCAACAUACAGUACAUCAGGUUCCUUUCCUGUACACGGUAAUAAAACUUGUUUUUCUUCAUCUAUUUGCAGACAUGUGAAAGCCCUCAAGCUUCUGCAGGAGGUAAGACAAGAAUCUACUAUGUUAUAAUUUUCCAGUUCGCUAUUGAUAUGAUUCUCAUGUUCUCUGAAUUAUGAGUUUACCCUUUAGAGUCUGAGCUACAGUUGGGAUAAAUGCCUAACAAGGCUCAGGACGCGGUGGCUCAGUCAGGAUGGACUUGGUUGGGAACUGAAGGGUUAACUGGUUCAAGUCUUAUCUUAAGAGGAACUUUAUUCAUCCCGGUGGGGAAAUUUAACAUCAGGAAGCAUUCUUGGAUCUAGCUUUGAAAUUUGUCCUGGUUACUGCAGAGGUUUUGGUUCUCUUCUUCGGCACUGUAAACAUGUGCACCUAACCCCUAACUGUUCAGGGCGCUUAUCUACAGUGUGGGAUCUUGUUUGUGCAUGUUGUCAUAUUUCUGUCUGUGUGUUGAAUGUUUCAAUAGAGUGAAAAAAAUGUAUUUCCUCUAAGAGUACUGAUAAAAUUAUAGAGAUUUUAUUAAGAUUAUUUCAUAUUUCUUAGUUUGGGUUGAUCACUUUACGCCCCUUAACUUUUGGAGGUUUAUUUAGGAGCUAUAUUCUCCCAUUUUAUUUAUGUAAGUGAACUUCCAACAUACAGUAUUUCUAAGUAUUGCAGAAGUGGUCAUUUCAAGACAUAUUUUUCCACUCUCUUUCACUCUUACAUCCAAAGGCUAAACUCCCCCUCCUAUCUUCUCGAUAAAGGCUUAAAAAAAACUCUUAAGUUUAUCUAAAUCAGAAAAAGAUGGAGGAAAGUGUAGUGUGAGAUAUGCAGAGGUUAUAUUUGUUGAUUUUAAACACAAACCACAUUAAAUUUCUGUCAUCGUCUUCACCUGUGUACCAGGACUUUAGGGAAGCCGUGGGAGCAGCAGUGGGGGAUGAGGGGGACCCUGUGCUGGAUGAAGAGAGGCUUCGAGAGAUCCUCAACGAGCUCCCUGAUGUUUACACCCUCCACCGCAAAAUCCUCAAUGAGCUGGAGAAUCGACUUCGGAACUGGUAAAGCACUAACACCAUCUUGUACUCUUAAUACAACAUAUAGUCGCCUGAAAAUGAAUUACCCUCUGCACCCAUCCCUCUCCUGUGUGCUCAUUAAUGCAGCUGACAGAGUGUUAAAUGCAGCCUGAGGUUGUUUUUCAUCAUUCAGGGAAGAGAGCCAGAGGAUUGCAGACAUCUUCCUGUCCAGAAAAGCCGAGUUCUUGGUUUUUACGACUUACAUUGGCCACUACGACAGAAGUAUGAGCCUGCUGGAGGACAGCUGCAGAACCUCACCUGCCUUUGCAGCCAUAGUUCAUCAGUUUGAGGUUAGACCUACAGUGCCUCCUUCACUCUAAACAUACAAUGUUCGUACAUGAAUGAAACAGUCACAUGUUAAACCUCUUCCAAAUAUAUUUUUUAAUUAGUUUGACACACCACCAUGAUAUGAAAGUGUACAAACACUCAAUCGUCAAUGAUAUGUGGCUAAAUUCAAACUUACACAUGUGUAUUUCUAUUUUUAAUCAUUUUUUUGUCAUCUAAAUAACCUAUCUGGUAUAGUAACAGAUGAACAAAAUACAGUGGAGUAUUUGAAGUACAUUUUUGUCUUCUAAUUUUUUAGCAGUACAGGAUGCAAAGGCAGCUCUUUGGCACACAGAAGUUGUAGGGAAUAUGCUGCAUGCUUGCAGGGGCUUCGGUCUUAGUUUAGGCAGGUCAGUGUGGAGCAAAGCAGGUCCUAAAGAAAGUCGGAAGCUGGUAGUGGAACAGGUAUGUCGACAAGAGGAAGUCAUAAGCCAAACAAAGGCUGUGGCUCAGGCUGAGCUGGGAAAGUGUAGAGAAAAAGGGGCUUAUAGCUGCAGUGCAUGGAGGGUAACAAAGUGCAUUAGACUCCUGGUAGGGGCUACUUUUUAUUCGCUACCAUCACCCCAGGGCCUGCCUGGGAUGAUGGUCAAUAAUAAGCAGUAGAGUAGACCAAACUUGUUGUGUAUUUGAUUUCUAUCCAAAGUCUCACCUAUCCCUGACUUUUAUAAGCAGGGUUUAGAGUGUCUUUAUAUGUGUGUGUCUCUAUGUGUGUGGUACCAUAGACUGUAUAUACUAUGGACAACUUGGUUCUGCCUUCCAGUUCCAGUAUACUGAUUUGAAGCCGAAAAGCUCUCGGUAUUUCCGUGAUUUUUCUCCACUUCCUGAAACCAACAUUGUGCAGUAGUGUUGUACGCACUCCACCAUUUGCGCAGUAGCGUUGUGUACAUUUGGCAAGAGAGUCGCUGUGAUGACGCUCGGCUCAAACAGCUUAUCCCAUGGGUGAGCUAUGCAAUCCUUGCAUACCCAUAGGCUGUAUCAAGUGUCAAUCAUAGGAAAUACGAACCCCCUAAUAACUUUUAAAAACAGAGCUGUACAUAAUAAGGGGGACUUGAGCACAAACCAGUCUUACAGUAACUACAUGUCAACAUCACAACCAGGGGGGAGAAAAAUUUAUAUUCUGUGUAAUAAAUUUCUAAAGUUUGUCCACAACUCCAUAGGGAUUGCUGGAGGAGGCAGGAUUUAUGACCUAUACUGCAGCCCGUCACCAGAGGGUGCUGUUCUCGGGGUGGCUGCGCCCAGCGAGGAGGAAGACGGCGUACAUUCUAUAUACAGUCUAUGUGUAGUACAUGCAGUGACAAAGAUGAAGUACAUGUGUUGUGGGAUUAAAUUUGGUGUUUAAAGUGUAGAACUGGAUAAAAGCAAGAACUGGAAGAAACGAAACCUUUUGUGACAAACAGGCAAAGAUGCAAAUCCUGAAGGAUUGAAGCAAAAGGGAGACAGUUAAAUGAAAGCAGUAAUUUAAUUUAAAACAACAACUAUGCAGUGUUCUGUGCUGUUAAAUUGAACUGUCAUGACACCCAAAGGAAAAAUAUAGACCUUAUGUUCAGAUAUAGGAUGUUUGUUAUGGGCCACUCAGAACAACAAUUAAAUGCUGGCGUCUCCUUAAAAACAGGGGAAUCUUAAAAUUAAUGUUGGCUGCAUUUCCCACCGCUUCUUUAAGCUUCACAACAGUACACUUUUAUUGGGGUGUUAUAAUUAGCCUCAAUUAAAUGAGCUGACACAAGACGGUAUUUUCUAAACCAGUCAGCCAAAAAAGCUAUUAAAUGAUAAAUUUAAACUAUGAAACAUAUAAAACUGUAUGCUUGACAAUUCAACAGGGAGGUGGACGAAGGAGUUUUCAAUUUUUUACUCUUCGUUUUAUGGCCCACAAAAGAGAGGAGUUGGCAGAAAGUCUUUGCAGGGCUGGACAGUUUUCUCUCUCUGGUUUUAAUGGAUUGCUGCUGAAAUACCUGAGAUUUUCCCCAAACACUUUGUGUACCAACAUCAGUAAUGUACACCCAUUUAUUUAAGCUCAGUUGGCUCUGACAUAAUAAUUCUUAUUGUUCAAACUGAAACCACCAAAAAUCUAUAAAAGAUAUGAUAAUUAAUGUUGAGAUAAAGAGUUUUUCCCUUGAUAUUUACAUACAGCAUCAUCUCUCGCAGUUUUUUUUAGUUCCUUUGAAUUUUAAAAACAGUGAAGCAAAGUAAAUGAGAAUACCUUUGCCUAAGGUGCAGCAAUAAUGUGAUUCAAAAUGUUUUUUGUUUGUUUGAAAUCAGCAGCAGAGCCCAGCAGGGGAAAAAGUGUCUCUAAAACACCAGCUCCUGCAGGUCAUUGUGCGUGUAGCUCAGUACCGCAUGCUUCUCACCGGUGAGUCUUUUGUUUUGUUUUUUCCAGAAAUAAAAAGUUAAUUUCCCUCGUAAUGGUUGAGGUCAUUUUCUUCCCUCUGCUCUUACAGAUUACCUGAACAACCUCUCCCCUGAUUCCCAGGAAUAUGAAGACACCCAGUGUAAUGAAACAAACAGCAGAGUUAGAGUGGACAGAGGCGGCUCAGUGUCCCUCACAGGGGAGCUGUUCUAGCCCAUGACUGUGGCUCUGUGUUUUCACUAAAUUUAUUUUCACUCAUUUGGCAUGGAGAAAUGGCCAUCAGAGAGCCAAUUUAGAUCUUUUUGUUUGCAGUGGUAACCCACCAAACAGUCAUUUCAGCUUUUCAUAUGUGAUGGCUGUAAUGUGAAACUCAUGAGAAGGCAAGUCGCAGCAAAAUUCUGUCUUAUCUUCCAUAAAAGAGCCACAGGAGUCUCUGUGGACCGUGGACACGGCCAGGCUCCUGACUCAUGAGUUUCAUGUUUUUUUAUGGCCUUCAACUGGCAAAAUAACAAAGAAACAUAUCAAUGAGUAUAAAUAUUCUUUUCAAAUGUGUUAAUAUGGUGUCUUCCCUUACUCCUCAGCUGCUGUGGUGGUGGUGUCUGAUAUAGCAGAUCAAGCAAAUGACAGCUUAAGACAUGGGGUAAGUUUGAUGUGUUGCCAAAGAGCAAAUAUUUGAAUGGUAUACAUAUUUUAAAAAUGCAUUUACAAACUUAAAUAAGGCAAAGAGUCAGAUACUGUGACUCUUGAAUCAUAUUGAGAUUUCAAGAGGAAUAAAGUUUUGAUCUGAAACAGAUCAUUUACGAAGGAAAUGAAAGUGCUUCCAGAGCAAAUGCUGUGGAUUUUUCACAGUACAGAUCUGCAAAAAUGUUUACCUGAGAGUUGAUGUAAGAGCAAAUCUACUGUAUCAAUUUAUUUGAAUGUAACUCUUAUGUUUUUUUUUUUUAUAUGUUAAGAUAGACAAAGCUGUGACACUCAAAUGCAACUACAUCAAACUCAAGUCUAUUGAUUACUUUGGUCUAGGGCUGGGUGAUAUGGGAAAAGUUUAUUGCAAUAUAUUUUUUUCAUAUCAGUCGCUAUUGAUAUAUAUCACAAUAUAAAAAAAGAAAUUUAACAGUGCUUAUCGACUAUUGAAAGGGUAUUGACCAUGUUUUAUAAUGAUAUUGAGGGACAUUAAUUUUCAAUAUAUAUCGUUAUCGUUUUAUCGCCCAGCCCAAGUUUAGCCUAGACUAAUUAUAUCCAAUUGAUUCUUUAAAACAUGCCUACAAACUUUCUGAAAAUAAUUAUGAUCAAAAAGGAUAAUCCUUUGACUUUUGUGAUUCACUGAUAUUUUCUCCUGCAUAACUAAGCCUGUGGUUUUGAGAGAAAUUGCUGAUAUCGGAAAAUGCUCUGAUGAAUCUUGAUAGUUUUGAUUAUUAUUUGAGAAGACUUUUUUUGUGUUGGUCUGGCCCAGGUCCACGUAAAAGAAACAGGAGUUAGACAGAUAGGUUGCAGAGAAAUGGCUGCUGCCGCUCUUUUACACUUCCUCUAGCUUUGGUAUCUCAUUUACUCCCCGUGUUUGUUCUCUGUCUUUGUGUCUCAGGAGAACUUGUUGCGUCUGGUCAACAUUGAGUACAGUGUGCUCGGCCAGCGGGACCUGCUACAGCCUGGCAGGGUAUGACUCUGAUAACAGCAUUGUUUCUGUAUUUAAGUGCCCAGCCCACCCUGUCUGCCCUGCACCACCCCUGUGCUGCCCUUUACGAUCAUUCAGUUAGGAAUCCAAAGUUGGCCAGCUUUUGUUCUUCCUCUUUUCCUUUUUUUUUGUAACUUUGACGAUGGAAAAUCCCUGUAAUGUGAAGUAUCAUUUUUUAUAUUUUAUCAUCGUCAUUAUGUUUGAUUUGGUCCUGUUUGUAUGCUUUUCCAAAUUAGGUUUUUGUGAAGGAGGGCACUCUGAUGAAGGUCAGCAAGAAGAGUCGACAGCCCCGUCAUCUCUUUUUGGUAAGCACUGCUUUCCAUCAGUAAAUACUCAAUUAGACACUUUACCAUUUAUCUUACUCCUACUUGAGUGUUUCACUUCAUGUGUGUUGCCUUAAAAAUGUAAAUACAGUUGAUUCUAACAGAUGUCUUCAUAGAUUCAGGCAUUUUCUGAAUCCAGACAGGGUUAUUAAGAGCAGGGUUUCCUGACAGGAUAUUUCUGAACACUGACUUCCUGAGUUGGCUCCCUACUGACAUCACAGGAAAGGUCAACUUCAGCUCCUAUAGUGAAGGAUCCUGGUACACCUGUGACCUCCUAGGGCUAUAACUCUGACUCUAUUAGUCAAAUAUAGAUGCCUUUACUUGACUGUGUUGAUGCUCAGGUAAUCAGGGAGACAGACAUAUGCAGUCCUGACAUAAAAUUUAAAGGUACAAACUUAGCUUAUUUCAUAUAAAGUAGGUCAAACCUAAAUUAGUUUAAUUCAUGUUUGCUAAACUUCAACACAGAUAGGUCUGAAAUGUUAUAAUCCACAGACAUUUGAAAUCAAAAUCCUCUUCUUCUGGUUUUCCUGUCUAAUGGUCUAUUAAAAUGUGACACUAAAAUAGCUCAUAAAUGUCUCUUCUGGAGGAAUGUUGGUAAUCAUCGCAGCAGAAAUUCAAUCCUGCCACUUUACAAGAUAUCACAUAUUAUUUUCAGGCAACUGAAACAGCACAUAAAAUGUCUCACUGUGAAAAAUACAGAGGUUAAUGAUGCAUUUUAAUAUCAGCUUUGAUAUCUAUUUACUAAAGUGCUUCAUUCAUACAUGAUCAUAAAAAUGUUAUGUUUAAAGACCCACCAGGACAUUUUUUUUUUUUUUAAUUAAGAAGUACACAAAGCUGCUAAUUUAAUGUUCUAAAAAUAACAUCUGCUUCGACCGAAAAAUCGCAUCAAUGAGUUAUCUACUGGUCAUAAACCUUUUUCUGUGUAACCGAGUUUUAGAGUUUUUAAUCACAUUUUAUUUUGAAACAUACCUUCUAUCCUUGUAACAUACACGUUUGCUGUCCAUAUUAGACUUUUGACGUUGAUUUAAUGGACACACUGAAAUCUUUUAACCUCUUUAACUAAAAACAAUCCAAGAGUCCACACAAUAAAAGGGCUGCAGUCUGAGUCUAGUUUUAGCCCUGACAUAUUUGUGUAUCUGAUCAGUGCGUAUGAUCUCAAAGUAGUUUUACUUAAAAUGGUUUUAUCUUAGCUACUUUUUAUUGACUGUCACCAGCCGAGCUCUUAACUUAACACCUGUUUGAAAGUGUUAAUGUGAGGUCUACAUUAAUCAGUGAACGUGUGAAUGACUGAACUGUCUGAGGGCUCAGAGUUCAAGAUUUGUUUUAGCUUAGAGUGCCAUCUACUGGAGAAUUGCAGCACAAUUACAAAACGUGAAGUCUGAUGGUGAAGUGUUUGGUCCACUAUUUCACAGUCAUUCUUCUUCUUUUUUUUUUUUUUAUAUGCAUUGUGGGGAUUAACUUUAACGAUUGUUGUCCCUGUCUUUCGUCAGAUGAAUGAUGUGCUGUUAUACACCUACCCUCAGCAGGAUGGAAAAUACAGACUCAAGAAUACUCUGCAGCUUACUGGACUGAAGGUAAGUCUUUCAUUUUCUUAUCUCUCAUUGUCUAAUCUCUAAUCAAGUCAGGAAAAAAUACUUCACAAGAUCCUUUUAAUUUAGCUUUUAUUUUAUUUUUGGCCUUUUUCAUGCCUUUAUUUAGAGAUUGGACAGUAGAUAGAGUUGGAAACUAAGGAGACAGAGUAAGGACGUGUGGCCAAGGGUCAGGGAUUGGAGUAAUACCGGCCUUCAGGGUUAUAGCCACUGUAUAUGAGGGGUGCAAGUUGACCACUGAGCCAAAAAGGCACCCCUUAUAUGAAUUUUUGAGUAAAUUAUAACCUGUUUGAAGUCACCUAUUUACAGAGAUUGCAGAGAUUUUUAGAAGUGUAUGUCUCCCCUAAAUUAUCAGGCAUAAAUUAUUUUCCUCUUCUUCUCACCUUUGCUGUCUUGCUGUUAUUUAAUUGAUAUUUUUUCCAACUUAUCAGGUCAGUAAACCCAUCAUAGAAAAUGUCCAAAAUGCCUUAAGGAUUGAGGGAGCAGAAAUCUCCAUCACUCUGUCUGCAAGGUAGGUGGCACUUGACUACAUCCUCACAAAUGCUCCUACAUCAGUGUUCUGAAUAUGCUGUGUUAAUGGCCAUAUAUUGCAAAAUUACCGUAUACACUUAUAGGCUACUUUAUAAGGUACACCUUGCUAGAGUCAGAUUUUUGACUUGAGAACUGGCUUAUUUUUUUGUGGCAUACUUCUAACAAAGUGUUGAAAACCUUCUUCAAAGAUUUUUGUCUAUAUUAACAUAACAGCAUCACGCAGGUGCUGCAGAUCUGUCAGAUGCAAAUUCAUGAUAAAAAUCUCCUGUUCCACCGCAUCCCAAAUGUGCUCUAAUGAAUUUAGAUCUAGUGGUUUGUGGAGGGCACUGGAGUACAAUGAACUCACUGUCAUGGUCAAAAAACAAGUUUGAGAUUAUUUGAGCUUUGUGACAUGGUGCACUAUCCUGCUGGAAGUAGCCAUCAGAAGAUGGUUCACUGUGGUCAUGAAGGGAUGAACCCGGUCAACAACAAUACCCAGGUAGGCUGUGGGGCUUAAACGGUGCUCAGUUGGAACUGAGGGGCCUAAAGUAUGCCAAGAAAAUAUCCACCAUACCAUUACACCAGCAGCAGCAGCCUGAACCAUUGGUACAGGGCAACAUGGAUCCAUGCUUUCAUUUUGUUUAUGCCAAAUUCUGAUCCUACCAUCUAAAUGCCAUAGCUGCAUCCACUCAUCAGAACAGGUGACGUUUUUUUUUAAUCUUCUGUUGUCCAGUUUUGCUGAGCCUGUGUAAACUGUAGCCUCAGUUUACUGUUUUUAGCUGACAGGAGUGGCGCCUGGUUUGGUCUUCAGCUACUGUAGUCAAUCUACUUCAAGGUUAGACAUGUUGUACGUUCAGAGAUGGUAUUCUGCAUAUCUUGGUUGUAAUGAGUAGUAAUUCAACUUACUGUUUGGUUUGGUAUGGUCUUUAUUGUCAUUGUAACUUGUGCACAACGAAAUUGCAUUUACAGAUGGGCCUUUCUAUCAUCUCUAACCAGUCAGUCUAUUCUCUUCUGAUCUCUAACAUCAACAAGGCAUUUUUAUCUACACUGCACUCUAGAUAUUUUCUCUUUUUCAGACCAUUCUCUGUAAACCCUAGGGAUGGUUAUUUGUGAAAAUCCCUGUAGACCAGCAGUUUCUGAAAUACUUUGAUGAGUCUGUCUGGCGCCAACAACCAUACCACGUUCAAAGACUCUUAAAUCCCCUUCCUUUCCCAUUCUUAAACAUGAUUUAAAGUUCAGAAAGUUGGCUUGACCACAUCUACAUGCCUAAAUUCAUUGAGUUGCUGCCAUGUGGUUGGCUGAUUAGCUUUUUGUAUGAACAAGCAAUUGAACAGGUGUACCUAAUAAAGUGGCCUGUGAGUGUAUUUCAGUUGUAACAACCUUGUGAUUUCUGUUAAUUUUGCAGUUCCUUCAUUGAAAGAGAGGAUUGGUUUUACACUCUGAGCCGCACAGUGACUGAACAUGCCAGGGGAUCUGUAGCAUUCAACAGCGGCCUGGGAGAGGUGAAACAGCAAUAAUCCUUCUUUUUUAGUCCUUCAUUUCCUCACCAUGAGAUUGAGUCUCUUUUUCUCACCUGACCAGAGUGUGUCGAGCUCAUGUGUUAUCACAGCACAUUUCAACAGUAUGAUAGUUUUUUUUUCCCUGUUUGUGUGUGUGUGUGUGUAUUCUAGGGCAGAGACUGUCUGCGCCUGUGUCUUGGAGAAAAAGCUCCCACACUUGUUCCCGUCUCACAGGUGAUGAUGUGCAUGAACUGCACAUCAGACUUUAGCCUCACUCUGCGCAGGCACCACUGCCACGGCUGCGGGAGAGUGAGUCACACACAAAUUAAACACUGUGCUUUUUUAUAUUUCUGUAUCUGUUUCACAGCAUCCAACAGGGCCCGCCAAGUCUUUGUUGGUGUGAAUUCCCCCAUUUUAUGCUGUUUUUUUUUUUUUUCAUCAUACCUAAGCAGCAUUUAUGUUGUUUGAUGCAGAUUGUCUGUCGGAGCUGCUCCAGGAACAGAUUUCCACUGAAGUACAUGAACGAUCGCAUGGCCAAAGUGUGUGAUCACUGUUACAAUGAGCUAAAGAAGAGAGGUGAGAAUUCUCUGCUUUUAUACAUAUUUAAUGUUCAAUAACCAGUUUGACUUUACCGAUUAGAAUACAAAUAUUAGUGUGCUAUUUCUUACUAUUACCAAGAGGAGCAACAUAGUAACCCCAUAACUGGUAAAUUAUAUUGCUGAUCAGUAGAUGUGACCCACCAUCAGGCCAGAGUUGACAAAAAUAUUUAUUUGACUCAAAGAUGAUUCAAAAAAAGUUUUACAUUUAGAAAAUAAACAACAAAUGUCAAACUAUGUGUAAGACCCCUCUGUGUAAGUUGAACCUGGAAACUGUUAUCCAAGAGAGGUUUGAUGGACUCUGGAGUAAAAGAAAAGACUGAAGUAAAAUUCACAUUGUGCUGCACAGUUCAGUUUAGUACAAAACAUAUACAAUGUAAAAAAAAAAGAAGCUGAAACUGAGGUUCACUGGAAAAGAAAAACCUCCUUGAUGCAGAGAAGGAGUUUACGUUUGCAAAACAACAAAAGUUUAUCGUGUCUCUUCAAGUCCCACCAGAACUCAUGCAUGUCUUUUUGGUUCAAUGAAAAAAAAAGCGUGUAGCCUCAGCUGCAGUGUAAUUCAUUACCAAAUUUUUACCUUUAACCCAUCAUGCAUUGUUCUACUUUUGAGCUGAAUUGUGUACUCCCACAGGGGACGAUGUGACUGCUCUGUCAGGUAAGGGCAGCCCUCGUCCAAACCGCUCCAGUCGUCCGCUCUCUGCUGUGUUCCAAAAUAUUCAUCCCCCAAAUAUCUGGAGACAUCGCAAAGGCACUGCCUCCUUCACUCAGGUACACUACACCCCCUAUGUGUGCCUGACACUUCUCAGCUAGGGGUGUUAUAAAUGCACAAAACCAGAUGGAUUAAUAGUAUCAGAUGACAGCUGUGUUUUUUGAGUGUUUUCAUCAGCUUGUUCCUGCUCUCUUGCUGUUCAGGUGACAGUGUCAGAGGAGGGCUCCAUCAGCGGCAGUCUGCAGUGCAGCAAGAAGAGCAAGAGAAGCUGGAAAAGGCUGUGGUUCCUCCUGAAAGACAAGGUGCUUUACACCUACAGAGCUCAAGAGGUGAGGGGAAACAUGCACUCCCCUUUAACCUGAAUAACAUACAUUUACUUUAACAUAGUGAGACUAAAGCCAUCAGGUUUUUCUUUGAAAUAAUUGUAAGUACUGAAAUGUCAGCAGCUACACUUUGGUAUCUCAUGAGCCAUUUCUCUACCUACAGGAAAAAGUAGCAUCUGAAAGUUUACCUUUGCUGGGAUUCACAGUGAAGCUUCCUGACAGAUACGAAGGAGAGGAGGAGGCCAACAUUUUCCACCUUUACCACAAAAACACUUUGUAUUACAGCUUUAAAGCAUCAGACAACUACACAGCCCAGAGGUGAGACAUGUAACUAAUAACUCCUAACUCAUAUUAGUUUCUUUAAAGAUUGACAGCAUACAGAUUGAAGUCAUACUGUCAAAAGUAAUUCCUAAAACUUAAGUAUUGGUGUCUGGAUUGCUUACAAAUGCUUCAAUAUUUAUAAUUUAGAGUUUAGGGUUGCUUUGUUUUGCACAGCAGCAAUGGGUGGAGUGAGUUUUAUGACAGUAAAAAAUGUGCAUAACCUACUUCUUAAGUUUAGAAAACUUUCAUCUCUUAAAUUCAUGAGCAGGCUUCAGAAUCAGCGUAGAAGAUUACGUUGCUAACAGGCAUACCAAUUGACUUAAUUUUUUUGGCACAGCUUCAGAUCAUUCUGUGUGUUCCCAGUUUUAAAAUCCACUCCUCAUACAGGUGGGUAAAUGCCAUGGAGGAAGCCACAGUUUUAUAGGAUCAGCUGCUCUGGUGAGACGUCUGGAAAAUGAAGUCUGAUACCUUUUCUUCUACAACAAACCGACUGUGAAAACAAAAAGGGAAGAUAACUUGAUAAAGUCUGCACGUCAAAACUUGCCUUGCUGAACUGAAUCAAAGAAGACAUGAAGUUCUUCGAAAGGGGACAUGAUUACCUACUUUGUCACCCUCCAGUGUCCCCUGCCUGCUGCUGCAGCAGGUGUGAAGCUUAGACCCUCGACAGGCACUGGCCCAGUUACUCACAAGUGUGGAACCGUAUGUGAUGUGACCUGUAUUUCUUCCCAGAAGCUGAUCAGAGACAGUCCUCGGGAUCACAGGGAGGAUUUGUGGGGAAAGGAAAGACCUGCUUUGAUUUUAAUUCUUUUUUGCAUAUACCAAAUGACUCAAAACCACAUAACAAAUCAUUUUAGUAACUGAACAAAAAAAAUCUGGUUUCCAUGGAAGCAAAAACUGACAAAUUCAACCCUGCUCUGAAGGACCUAAAUCUGGAUUUUCCUGCCGAAUAAAUUAGAUAUGCUUCUAUUUCUACAUGUGUUCUUCCACUGGAUUAAAUGCCUCUCUGUGACUCAUAUUUUCAAAGCACAGGCCGCAUCAAAGAUAAGUAAGACAAAAUAUAUCGAAGUGUUUGCAGAUUACUAUUUACUGUUUUAUGGGAGACUGCUCUGCCAGUAGUGAAAAUGCCUUUUUAAACUAAUAUUAAAGGGAAUGGACCUAACAAGAAACAUGUUUACCUGCAUCUCAGAGGCCAAAAACUUCAGCUACUGUACUUGACCUAAUUUACUUAAUGUGCUUUUGUAUUGAGAAGAUUUGUGGAUUUAUUAUCUUGAAUAUUGGAAUCACAAGUAUGUUAAUUCAUUUUGAUACUAAGGUUCAACAUCCAGAUAUGCACAAGUUGGCCCUGGAUUAGACUUUGUACUGUACUUGUAUUUGUUUGAAUGUCUAACAAUAUUUUAAAGUUCAGUAAAGAGGCUCUAACAAUGAAAACCAUCCUUGUGUUUUCUGUGCACUCUCUUUCUGUCCUCUAGGGGGCUUAACAUCCAAAUUUCACCAGGCUGACAUUGGUUUCCUGUCACUCAUUAAGCUCUGUAAACACAACAGUAAAAUAAAAAACGAAAGCAUCAGCCUGUAUGCUGCCCGGCAGUUUGCUCUCAAAUUGAAGACCCUAUUUAUGAGCACAUCUUAUCUGGUCUAACAUGUGGUCCAUGUGUGGUCUGUUGUAAUGAAACGCCAAGCUGGCUGUGUGGUUCAAAUCACACCCUGUGCUGUUUGGGAGGCUGACACAGACCAGUGUGCAGUAUGGCCAAAGAAAGGCCAGGCCUGCUCUGCUUCUCAUUACCCUCUGAGAAUUCCUGACCCAGAAUAUUUUCAGGCACAUUUUCAGGCAGAAAGUUUGCUAUCUGGGGCUCCUGAAAAGUUCUUCUUACCUCGCCCUAUAUAAAGGACAGAUCAUUCAUCACUUUGCUCUCCCCUCUCUUGCCCCAUUUCUGUUCCCUCCCCUCUCUUUUGCAUCACUUUUUAAUUUCUCAAACCUUGGCUGUAUUUUUUUUUCCCCUCAGUUGUCCUUAGACACCAAAACUCCAUCAAAAAGCACAGGUUUUAUAAGAUCAUAUAAUCUCACACUCUGUGCACCUGUUCCCUUUCCCUGAAUCCUCCCACUGUGAUCUAGUCCCUUCUGUUCAGUGCAUUUUGUAAAUACUGCUUGAAAAUGUGCCUGAUUCGAUGCUCGGACAAUCCUAAAACCAACUCAAGAAAGAACCUGAGUAAUCCUGAAAUGAGAAGUGAACUAUCAGCUUCUUAAUCUAAAACAUGUAAUAUCAUGUUUGUAUUUUAAACAUACUUCUGCUAAAGUUCAUCAUGUCACACCUCCGCUGCUAAAACAGGAAAUCACUCAUAUGAGCUUGGAGAACAGCUAACAGUGCCAAAACUGAAAGGCAGAGUUGCUCCUCUGCAGUUUGCCAUGCUUCUAUUAAUUAAAAAUAACAAAUGACGAAAGCUUGCUGUCGCCAGAUGGUGAGAAAGAUUUUUCUUUAUAGCAGGGCAGCAACAGUGUCAUAAUCCAAGCUCAUGUCCAUAUCGCUGCAGGCAGGAGUGCUGUAGAGAGAAGCAAAUAAUCAAUCACACACACAGCCUACUCAAUAAGGUUGGACGCUUUCAGCUCUGUCAUAUGUGCUCAGCCUCAGGAGUCAUUAAAAAGUGGUGCCAUGAUAGGCUGAAAAAUUGUUCUUUGUCAGCUGUUUCUUUUUUCUUUCCUUGACCCAUGCUGUGGCAAACUUUUUAAUGGCAAACUCAAACUAAGAAACUUUCAGGCCACUUUCAGUUUGAGCCUGAAAAGGCGGUGCAGUGUUUGUGUUCAUGUCGUGAGUUCCAACAGCAUGCCUUCUCAUCUUUCAUAGUGUUGUGUGGGUGGUAGAUCCUCGGGGGAAAGGAAAGAUCUCAUUACAUAAUAGGCAAGGGUCUGAGUAGAAACACUUUGAAUUAGGACAUGUGUGGAAAAAAAGCAGUAUCCACUUGACAUUGGCUCGACAUUUCUGGGUUUGCACCUUGUCUUGUUUCCCUUGGGGGGAGAGGGAGAGAGGAAAGAAAGAGUUAGAGGGACUGGAAGGAAAGCAAGACACUCUCAUAUGUCCCACUUUGCAAACUCUUUGCAGCCCACACUGCCAAGUCAAUGUUACACCUAUUCCACCUCCCCUUGGCUUUAAAUAGCUUUCUUUCUUAACAGGACAAACAGAAAAUUUCAGCUUUCAGCACUCUCUGCACCUCUGGCUCAACAUUUAUUAUCCCUGUUGCCUAAACAUGGAGGCCCCUUCGUGCUCCUCAUUCUUCUGUGUCCAUUCUGUCACUGGCAGCUAUCCACAGAGAAAGUAGUGUAAACAUGUGUCAACAGGGCCAGCAGCUGUCAAUGAGGGGUGUUUAAUCUGUCUGGAGUGUCUGGUUAAACAAGAACAUAGAUAAAUCCAGACAUUUUUGACUUAGGUGGCUCAAACUUAUGGAUGAAUACUAUGAAUAAUGAUUGGCUUUAUUCUUCUGUUCUGUCUUCACCAGACAUAUCUAUUUUAACAACAACAUUUUUGUAUAAAAAUGUUAUUGACCCCUUUUGGUGGGCGGUGCUUGGGAGUAAGCAAAACAGUCCUCCAGACAUGUUAAACAACUCUAGCUAGCAAGUUGGUUUUGGCUUGUUUUUGUCAAUGGCAUGGGAUAACACUGAAUAUAUGAAGUUACUUCCGGUCUAGGACCUAGUGUCACUUGGUUACCAUAACAUACAAAUGGGAACAGAUUGCCCAAGCUUUUAUGCUCUCACUCGAUGGAUGGAUAAUUUGACAGGACUGCAAAAGCUGGAAUCCCCAGACAUAACUCUCAGCUGAUAGAGAAAACAAGUGUUUUUAUUCGAGACAAACUUCUGAUUCGAUGGGCAUAAUAAUCAAUUAUAAACACAAUUUCGUUUUUGAUGAUCGACUCCAUAUCACUUCUAAAAGGUCCUACGUAAGAUGAAAAGAAGAAGAACUUUAUUUAUCCCUUUUAAAUUUUUUUAUUUUAACUUAACUAAGUUGAAGAACAAAAGUGGCAGUAUUGGAAUCUUCUUGCCUUCAGUUUUUGCAGACUCAAAAACUUUUUUGCAGACUCAAAUACUAUCCAAAUACUACGAUUUAAAGUAUACAAGGAAUGUGCGACAUAAAAAAAAGAACUAAGACAGCCAUCAGCAAGCUGUUGUAACACAGCCAUAAAAUAGUUGAUUCACCAUAAGUCCCACCUUGAAAAGGCAAAUAGCCAGGAAAAGUUUUGUAUUUCAGGCUGGUACAUGUGGUGGCUGAUCAGAUUUAAUGGGGGAUCAGGCCACCCUUGGCUGCCAAUUUGGAUCCACCCCUGGACAAGAUCAGGAUGUGGUUUAUUUUUUAAUUAUAUUUUAAGAAAGUCAUUUUUAAGGAGAAUACACUUACAUGCUUUUUGGGGCCAAAUUUGAUGAGAAAAUUGAUUUUAUUGUCCCGCCUGUCAUAAACCUGCUCCUAUUUAGCUUAGUUUAGUACAAGGACUGAUACUGGACUUCUAGCAGUAAAGCUUGCAUGGCUCUGUCCAAAGGAAAUAAAGCUACCUACUCUUUGUAGCUUAAUUUGAUCUAAUGAGUUGGGUGUUAUGGGAGUUUAUGUGCUGAACUUUUUCUCGACUUGGAGCAGUUGCUAAGUAAUCAGCAAAGACUUCAUGGAAACACUGCUCCAAGAAAAGGUAGUAGUAUUGUUGCCCUUUGUUUCCUUCAAACUUAAAGAGGGGGUAUUAUGCUUAAUUUUUGGAUUAUUAUUGUCCCUCUGAUCGCUUCUUAGCAGCUUUGUCAAACAAGCUAUUGUCAAACAAGUAACUGACCAACCUCAAUCCAAAUGCUUUGUAAUAGAAAGAGAGUGGAAAGGAGUUUAAACUUGUGACCUUUGAUCAAAUAUGAUCUUUAUAAGGGCAUUACAAAAUUUAACCAAAGACUGAUUUUCUUGUGUUCUUGCUAUAUCUAAAUUGAUGUUCUGGGUCAAUGACUGUCUCAAAUUCAUCAUAAAAAGACAAAAACUGAGGUUUAUUUUUGGGCUUUCUUUUGGUGUUGACCCCCCAAAACAUUACCAACUUAUUCACAGCAAUAGAGUAUGCAAUUUUCUUUGACUGUGCCCUUACAUUGCCUUUUUAGGUGUAUAUGCCAGCUUCAUUCAUAGGGAGUUCCUGUGUGGAUCUUUAUCUGGCUCUUUUUAAGCUCUGUGCGCUAUAUUUAUGCUGCUUGUUUCUACAUCCUUUUCAUCCCACUGCUGGAUCAUGACAGUGGGUUUGUGUGGUUGUGUUUUCUUGGCGGGGGAUGGAAGGGAAGGGGUUACCCAAGCUUGGAAUGGGCAUCUGUCAGUAGCAGAGAAGAGGAGCUAGGCAAAGCAGUCUUAUGUGCACACACCUUGUCUCCUGUAGACUUCCUGUAUUUACCAUGAGUCAGAUUGUACGAUUAUAUAAGCUCUUUAAGGAGAAAGGGGAACACUGACACACCUGCACCCGGUCAGUUGCACCGAAACCUGUAGAUUUCCCAGUAUUUUAUUCAUGACUUAAGAUAGGGAUAACUGCUUUUACGUGCAAAUACUUAUGGUAUAUUUGGGUAGGCUAUUGACUGUGUGUGUGUGUGUGUGUGUGUGUGUGUGUGUGUGUGUGUGUGUGUGAGGGGGAUGCUUGGCAUGAAUUAAAUAAAGACUUGGAAAAUUUGAUAUUUUUUUUAGAACAAGAAAAAACAAUUUGGCUGCAAGAGAGCCAAAUCUGCCAACUUCUUAACAGAAAAAUCCACGAAACUGCCCCCACAGCCUUAAGCACCAAUCACGUGGCCCCAUCCUCUGCCACACGUAGCCUACACCUACUAAUAGUACCUACACAACAAGACCACACUGUAAUUUAGGGCACACUCAGCGUCAAUGCUAUAUCUUUAUAAGAGGUGAUGCGCUUCUUACUUGAGUUUUUAUUUUUAUUUUUUAAACUUUUUGGUGAGUAUGACAAGUAAGGGGUAAGGUGACCAUAGGAGCGGGGUAAGUUGAGCCGUAUCCCUACUACCC
Molecule: messenger RNA, 25539 nt
Organism: Xyrichtys novacula (pearly razorfish)
Lineage: Eukaryota; Metazoa; Chordata; Actinopteri; Labriformes; Labridae
Source: the annotation of a GenBank genome assembly